UCUUGACGCUCGAGUGGCCUUAAAAUGGAAAUUGUACACCGUGCAUUUGCUAGAGAUACUUGAGCGCCUUCUAACGUUGUCAGUGAAUGACUCUUGGUUUUGUGUCGGAAUCUGUUGAUUUCGCAAACGGGUCUGUUGAUUCCGUUUAGAGCUGGUCUGUUCGUAUUUAAGUAUUUUGACAUUUAAAUGUUCGGUUUGCAAUAACGUUUUUGUUACUCAAAAUGACUGCUGCCAGGAACACAUUGAAUCUGGAUAUUGUUUUGCCUGCAAAAUAGGAUUCAUAAAGAAGGAAGAAAAAGGCUUUUUUUAAUGCGUAUACAGGGACCUAGAGCACUACUGGGAAAUUUACUGUAAUAUGAUGAAAUGGGGACGAAAACAUGAGAUGAAAAGAACACUAAUCAGAAUACUUGGAACUGAUCUGAGCAACUUUAUAGCACAGAAGAAAACAAGCGCACGAUCAAACUAUUAACAUUGUAUCAUAAUGGCAUCUUUUUGUUCAUCAAACGAUGAACGAAACUUUCAGUGUAUUACAGUGGCCAGUGUUGAUUUAAUAAAACUGCCCCUCAUAGACAUUUUGGCCAGUCAAAUUAAGCCUGUUGAUCUUUUUAAAAAAAUCCAGUCAUGUUCAACUCUGAAACUUCUGCCAGACCAACGAAUGAUCUGCUUUAUUCAACCACCUGGUCUUCCUGAUUACAACACAUUUGAUGUAACUUUGCUCUAUACGCUCAUUCGGAAUUUAUGUUGUUUACCGAGUCCAGCUCAAGGAUGGGGGAAAGAGCCAAAGGCCACGGAUACAGAAAUUAGUGAUGACAUAGAGCGUCUAAGAUUGUUCAGAAACAACUACUUCGGUCACGCAAUUUCGACAUCAAUUUCUGAUGGUGAAUUUGGAUAUGUAUGGGGAAAUCUAAAGUUGGUUAUCAAACGAUUUAAUUCAAAAAUUAGAUGCAAAACAGAUUAUGAAGAAGAGCUGAUCAUGAUAGAACGCUCAAAAUUUACAGAUGACCAUUUCAAAACCUGCAGGAUCCUUUUAGAUGCCUUUGCGAAUACACAAAAACAGACGGACCGUAAAGAUGAACCAGACAUUUCCAUAAAAGGUGAAAAUGAAAAAAAAUGUGGAGAAACAGCUUUAUUUGAAGCAGAUGUGGAAAAUGUUAAAUCCUCAAGUUGGACUAUCACUUGGCAGAAACGGAAAGGAGACGUCAUAAAAUGUAUUGAUACAAGCAUGGAGAAGUACUGGGGAAGUACAAAGAAAAAACUUGUCAUAAAAUCCGUAUGUAAGGAGGAUGAAGGAGACUAUCAGGCCGUCCUCUCGUUUGAAUCGAAUGGACCCGAUUAUAAAUCAAAAAAUACCAUUCGUUUAUAUGUAUUAGAAGACGUCCCUAGUGCGAAGAUAUUUGUUGAUUCGCCUGUUUGUUAUGGAUCUAGAUCAACUAUUAAGUCAGAAAUUUCACCAACAACGAGACCUGAGAAAAUUAAGUGGCAGAAAAGCAAAGAUGGAAUUGAUUUCCAUUACACUGAAAAUCCUAUUCAUUCUCUAAACUACGAAAUGGAGUGCAGAAUAAGAGAGAAUUCUGAUGUCGAUGUAGACGAAAUGGAAACUGUACAAGCUUUGAGAAAAGAGAAUAAUCGCAAAAGGAAAGUGGAAGAAAUGGAUUCCGAAAAGGAACCCGAUAAUAUUUCACUUAAUAAUAGUGAUGACAUUGAAGUUUCUUCAGAUUUUGAACAAAUGGAUCUUUUGUCUGAUGAUGAAGAUGUAGAUAACCAAGAAAAUGUAAAACCUCGAGGACUUAAGCUUCGCAACUACCAACAGGAGCUAGCAGAGAACGCAAUUAAAGGAAAGAACACCAUUGUCUGCUCAGGAACAGGUACUGGGAAAACCCGUGUGGCAUUUGCUAUCAUUGAUGAUCAUAUACAGAAACAUCCCGAAGGUAAGGUAGUUGUAAUGGCCCCGACAGUUCCACUGGUUAACCAGCAUUACAUGGUCCUGAGACAUCUUUUGCCUCAUUUAGUGGAUGAAACACUAAAAAUAACUGGUGAAAGUGAAAAAAGUGAACAACUCCACAUGUUCGUGGGAGAGUACCAAGUUUUCCUUCUUACACCAGCCAUCUUGGAAAAUGCUAUCCAUCCGGAAAAGGAUGAACUCAUUCUGUCCAAGUUUUCGCUGAUGAUAUUUGAUGAAUGUCACCAUGCCUGCAAGGGUCACACCUACAACCAAAUCAUGCUGAAAUAUCACUUGAUGAAAAGUGAUGGAAAUACGAAAUUGCCUCAGAUUGUGGGUCUGACAGCAACACUUGGUACCAACAAGGCCAACACUCCAAGCAAAGCAAAAGAGCACAUCCUCCAGGUCAUGGCCAACUUAGAUGUCCAUCUGCUGUCAACUGUCAUCAAAUACAAAGAUGACCCACAGUUAAACAAAGAUCAAAUUGAUAUUGAAAAAGUUAAACUUCUACAGGAUGUUAAAAGUGACCCCAUUCACAAACAAAUUGAGCAAUUAAUGGAAGAAAUUGAGAAAAUCGUUGAUGAAGAAAAAGGACACUUAGAUACAAAAUAUGAAGAUGAGAAAGAGAUAUUGAAGACGAUGUUGAGGAAACCAAAUGCCAACAGGGCACUGGAAGCAAGUAGAAACUCGCCAGCAUAUGUGCAGUGGUGUUGUCGUCUGCAAGUUGAUGCCACUCCAAUUCUGUCUAGAAAGCCCGAUUCUUCUGAAAGAAUACGACUCGGUGGGGAGUAUCUGAAGAAACUUAGUGAGUUGCUGGAGGUAAAUGACUGUUUGACAAGAGACAUUGCUUUGGAGGUUCUGAAGAAGGAAGUGGAGGACAUGAAGGUGGAACAUGUCACGGAUAAUGAGAAAGAACUUGCAACUCUGAUGAUCACUCUGCAAUCAGAUCUACAAAAUAUGCAAAGUCAUUCCUUCACUAAUACAAAUUCUGCAAAAAACGUUCAUGUUCUUUUGAGAACAAUGGAGGACAAUAUCCUAAAAGACAAAACAAAUGGUGGACCAACACAGUUUAUAAUUUUUGUAAAAACUAUAGAAGUGGCUAAACGAUUGAGUGAAAUUUUAAAGAUCAAGGCUUAUAACUGUGAAAGCCUGACUGGAAAAAAAGCAAUGAGCCAAACAGAUAGAGAUAGCACCAUGGAUAAAUUCCAUGAGAAGAAAAUUCAAGGAAUUGUUGCCACCUCAGUGGCAGAGGAGGGUAUAGAUAUCCCAGACUGUGACCUAGUUAUUCUGUAUAACUAUAUUGGAAAUGAAAUAUCGUAUAAGCAAGCCAUGGGGCGAGCAAGAAAAUUGAAAGCCAAAAUCCUUGUUCUGGGAAAACCCUCUGACUAUGACAGAGAGACUAUCAACAAAGCUCGGAUAAAAUACAUGGAGCAGGCUGAAGAAAUGAUUAGAUCUGAUGAAAAUGUUGAAGGGAAAAUCAAAAACAUCAUUGAAGAAAUGGUUGCAGAACAAGAGCUGAAGAUGUCGACAGCAUCACAGGCAGAAACAAAAGCAGAGGGCGCUGCAAACCACAGACUGAUUUGCAAAUGCGGUCGUUUUGACAUUGAUUGCGGUGUACUGCGCUGCAUUGAUAACAAAGAUUAUGUUGCGCUUGAUGUCAAGUUGUGGGACAAGAUUGAUGAAAAACCUCCGACAAAAAUGCCCAAUACAAAUCCAGACAAGCUCAUACAUGCCGAGUGGAAUCACCAGGGCUGCCAGAAAAAACUGGGAACCAUCUUUUUGUAUAAGGGUGUUCCCCUGCUUUAUCUGUCUCAGAAGUCAUUCAGUUACGACACUAAAGCUGGACAUCGUCCCCUACCGGUCCAGCAGUGGAAGAAACUACCAUUCCAAGUUCCAAAAUUGACCACCAAGGAACUCUGGGAGCACAAGAAGUUGCGGGACAAGAUUGCUGAAGGAAAAAAUUGAUAGACAAUAAUUGUUAUGAUUACAUGCAUUGUAUUUAGCACAAUAAUAUAAUUUUUGCAUUAAAUUCCUUAAUGUCUUCGUUUUAAUCAAGGCAUAUUGUGCCUCUCUAUUAUCGUCAGGUCAUAUUACUGUAUAAUUCCUAUAUAAUAAGAGGAAUUCAUUUCAUCGUAAAAUCGCGAGAGGCAAUCCUCGGAAAUUUUAAAAUCUCGCUUUUAUUUCUCAGACAGUUUUGAUCUUAGGAGGAAAUUAUAACCAACACAUUAGCGAUGGCGAUUUUAUAUUUAAGCGAUUUGAUACAAAACGGCGGAAUCACGAAAUUAAGUACUCGCGUAAAAGAAGGAAUUUUCAGUAUUUCUGCAGUUUCAUACAAACAUGAGGUUCAAAAUACCAGUAAGGAAUAUAGCUAAUGACAUUUAACCAUUUUAUCCAAUUGAUGUCAUAAAAUCACUUUUUUUAAAUACCAAAACGAACAUUAAGAGUAUGUAAUUCUGAAUAAAAACACAUUGCUAAAGAAAGUAAUAACGUCCUAUUAACUAUAUGAAAAUAAAAACCUGCGCACAGUCAUGUGCACACGAAUUAGACUUUGCAUCGUUAAUCUCAAAGAAGUACACAUUAAGAUACAAUGUAAUUAUUCAAAUGCAAUACGAAAAAUUGAUUAUACAUAGAAUAUGAGGUGGUUCUGACCAUUUAGAUAUACAAUUAUAUCUCCUUAAAACAUAUGACGCGCUCGCUAUAUAAAUUAUUUUAAUAAAUAACGUCUAAACUAUAAAAUAAAAAAAAUACAGUUAUCCCAGGCUUAAGAUUGUAAAAUUUCAAUUGAUGCAAAAUAGUUUCUCUUUUUUGUCAUUCAUUUAUCAUUUAAGAUCAAGUAUACUGUUAAUGAAAAUAUUAUUAAUCUUCUGAAACAUCUAUGUAUAGUUAUAAAUGUUAUAUACCUCCGGCCGAAAUUGGGAAGUCAAACUACAUGUAGGAGAAAGUUUGCAUCUGUAAUAAUUAUAUCUAUACUACAUUAAAAUAAUAGACUCGAAUUUUUGGGCUUUAAUUACAUUUGCAUGGAUAAACUCAGAAACGAUAAUACAAAUACAUGUAAAUUUUCAUUGGAAAGGACUAUAUACAUCUAUGAUAUGAGCCUAAAAUGGCCCCUUAAAAUGAACAUCAUUAUUUUACUGUAAUUCUUUGUUUUCUUUGUACAGAUAUAUAUGUGAUGGUUUUACAUAAUGUUCAUUUUGAUUCAACUGCCCGCAAUUUAGAAAUAUGACAUCGUAUAGACAACCUUUUCCCACCAUUUUUGCAUUUUUAGCAUAAAAACAGCUUGUUUUCAAGCAAUUUUUCUUUCAGAAAACAUAGAGUGCAUGCUUGAACAAGCAAAAUAUUUUAAUCAGAGAUGUAUCUAGCCAAGACUAAUAAGUGACAAAAAAAUUUCCUUGUUCAAGCAUGCGCUCUAUAUUUCCCAUUCAUAAAAAGAUAACAAAUUUGUCCAGUUUUGACUGAUUUUUGAUUGAGUUUUAGAAAUAGCGUCACUUCUGACGUCAUAUACUGUCAAUGAGUGCAAAUAAAUCAAAUAAAUAGGUGAAAAAUAUAUUCUACAGUAACUCUUCUAAAUGUAACAUAACAUUUUAUUGUACCCGAAACACUUUUAAAAUGUCGAAUUAUGGGGGCAAAAUUAAACUCUUAUCAUAUACCGUAAAUCUGGAAAUUUUUACGUCGAUUUAUUUUGCGAAUUCGAGUCAUAAAACUAUAGAUUAAUUUUUACGUUUUAAAUUUUUGCGAAUUGUCAUCGGCGCGAAAAAUAAAAAGCACUCAAAUAUUAAAUGUCAACAUACUGACAUCCACAGUGUUAGCUAACCUUCGGACAUCGUAUAUUACCGCCGCCUCUAAUUUCUCA
Messenger RNA from Magallana angulata, 5789 nucleotides. Its product is annotated as antiviral innate immune response receptor RIG-I-like. Gene Ontology annotation, molecular function: nucleic acid binding; ATP binding. The record is from RefSeq and is a predicted model, not a curated record. Gene Ontology annotation, cellular component: cytoplasm. The coding region runs from base 482 to 3904 and encodes 1140 amino acids. NCBI's taxonomy places the organism in Eukaryota, Metazoa, Mollusca, Bivalvia, Ostreida, Ostreidae. The transcript is spliced from 15 exons.